Cherax quadricarinatus is the source of this 478-nucleotide messenger RNA. Lineage: Eukaryota; Metazoa; Arthropoda; Malacostraca; Decapoda; Parastacidae. The record is from RefSeq and is a predicted model, not a curated record.
UGGAGUGUAUAAAAGACAUUUACACCUGGGAGGAUAUAAGUAGGUCUCACUUGUUUCAGUAUCUUACUACCAUUUAACAUACAUCUACUCACCACACCACAUCAUGCUCCUUCCAUUCCUACUGAUGUUGCUCCUCUCUACCUUCGGCUUCACCAGAGGUGGUGUACCGCCAGCGAACGACUGCUUCGCCGACAACUUCCAAUGUGCCAACGGUAUCUGUAUUCCUAUGGACCGAGUGUGUGAUGGUGUUCUCAACUGUGUCACUGGUACUGAUGAGGACAACUGUAACUUUGAGAGCAAGAUGGGAGACUGCGCCGUCGGCUACUACCAAUGCGACGACGGCAUCUGUAUUCCUGACGACUAUGUGUGCGAUGGAGUCCUCAACUGUGUCACUGGUAUUGACGAGGCCAACUGCAGUUGUAAGUGUACACCUUGCUUGUUCAUCUCCCUUUGUACAGCCUGAUUCAUUUAAAGUCUU